Molecule: messenger RNA, 1713 nt
Organism: Entrophospora candida
Lineage: Eukaryota; Fungi; Glomeromycota; Glomeromycetes; Entrophosporales; Entrophosporaceae
Source: the annotation of a GenBank genome assembly
AUGUAUCUCAUUGAAGCUAUAAACCACAAAAAUAACAAAAAACUUGAAAUAUAUCCUGAGUACUUGUUUAAGUCUACAGUUGUAUCAGAGAAAACAUUGUUGAAAUUUGGAGGGCAUGUAGAUUGUAAACCUAAAAAACAUGCAUUGUUCACCAUUAUUGAAGCCAAACAUGGAGGGAGAAUUGAUACUGGGGAGGCACAAACACUUGCAGAGUUGAUAACAUUAUUAAAAAAUAAGAAAGAUAAAAACAAUCAAAAUGCACAUGGAGUUUUAACAGAUGGAAUGAAAUGGAUAUUCUAUUGUGCCACUAAUGAAGGAUAUUUUCAAAGUGAUUUAAUCAUUGAUACUCAUUUGAUAUUUAAUAUUCUAAGACAUUGGAUCCAUGGAAAAGUACCAAAUUGGGUUGCAGAAAGAGGAUCUCAAUUAUUUGAGCCAUUUUAUUUGUUAGACACUGUGGAUGUGAAUACCAAUUUUAAAAAAGUACCCACAUUGAAAGAGUCUGAAGAUCCACAUCAUUUUUUUCAGUAUGGAAGACCUUUGUGGGAUACACUAUUAUCACCUAGUGGUACUGAAGGAUUCAAACCAGAACGUAUUAUUGAAUUAGCCAUGGAUAAGCUUAUUGGUGGGAGGUCUUUCAUUCUUUGGAAAAAAGAAGCUCAAAACAGAAUUACUAUUAUGGAAACUUUGGCUAUCUUUGGACCUCAUUUAUGUAUUGACAUAGUGCCACAAUCUAGAUAUGCAUCUCAUUUAAUAGCAAGUUAUAUGCACCAUUGUCUUGAUAUCUCAGAAGAUCAUGAAUGCAUUAUUACAUCAAUGCCUACUGAAUCUGUGCUGGCAGAAGCAGCUGCUCGGAUAAUGAAUGAUUCAAAUGUCAACCUCACAAAACUUAUUAAUCAGCUCUCAUCAGCACUCAAGAAAGGUGUAGUAGAGGCUGAUGUUGGCAAUGAUUAUUCUCAUUUUGUGACUAUGAAUGAAUUUUUAAAAUCACUACUUACAGAUGAUGUUUAUAGAAGAAUAGAGAAUCACCUUGAAGAACAAGUAAAGUUUACAGGAACAAAGUUUGGUGAAGCAUACAUUAAGUUUACACACUUUAUCAAUAUUACAUAUACACCAGAUAGGAAAAGUCUCAGCACUCUUCAUGAAAAGUUUAGCAAAGAUCAUAUUUCAUAUGUACUAAUACAAGUUAAAAAUUGGUCUACAGAUAAUAAUAAAGGUGAUGAUUAUCCGCUCUCUGUAACAGCUUCACUGUCACCAGCAUAUAUAGGCAUUGAGGAACUUCCACAUAUUCCAUUUUUGUCAUUGUAUUUGCAAUUAGGUGCAACAAAAGAGUUUAUUGAAGUUCCAACAGAAUUUUUUAAAUCACCUCAAACAUGUCAAAUUGCUUUGUGCAAGCAUAAAAUUGAAGAAGUUUUGAAAGAUUAUCAAACAGAUGAUGAUAAAACAAGAGAAAAUUUUAUUAAGUUUAGAAUUGAUGACAAUAAUGAUGUCUCAAAUGCUGAAAUCACAGCAUUCCAUGAACAUUUUCAGAUGCCGCUUGCAUUAUUUGGAUUAUCUUCAAAUAUCUAUAGUUGUUUGAAACAGUUUACAUCAAAUCCCACAACCUCAUCAUUAGAUCUCACAAGUAGCUUUAAGCAAUUAUUGACUGCUUGGGUUGAUCCCACACUGGGAGAAUGUCCAGAAAAAAUGAAGAUAAUUAAACAUAUGGAACCAUGG